Myxocyprinus asiaticus (Chinese sucker) is the source of this 2318-nucleotide messenger RNA. RefSeq names its product charged multivesicular body protein 2a-like. The transcript has 6 exons. The record is from RefSeq and is a predicted model, not a curated record. Gene Ontology annotation, cellular component: multivesicular body; ESCRT III complex. Lineage: Eukaryota; Metazoa; Chordata; Actinopteri; Cypriniformes; Catostomidae. Gene Ontology annotation, biological process: late endosome to vacuole transport; endosome transport via multivesicular body sorting pathway; protein transport. The coding region runs from base 166 to 828 and encodes 220 amino acids.
UACUGACAUUCGCAUGCGGAAGUUGGAGUGGGGAAAACAAUCGGGAGGAUCGACGAACAGUAACUUUAAAUAAGGAAUAGAAGAAACAAACGACGGCGUUAUAUUUGACCUGGUCACCUGCUGAUAUAUCUGGUGGACGUUUUCCACACAUAAAGAAAAGUCAAGAUGGAGUUCCUGUUUGGAAAAAGAAAGACUCCAGAGGAGAUGCUCAGACAGAAUCAGAGAGCACUGAAUCGAGCCAUGAGAGAUCUGGACAGAGAACGUCAGAGAAUGGAGCAACAGGAAAAGAAAAUAAUUGCUGACAUUAAGAAAAUGGCCAAACAAGGACAAAUGGAUGCUGUUAAGAUUAUGGCUAAGGACUUGGUUCGCACAAGACGAUACGUUAAGAAAUUCAUCAUGAUGAGAGCCAAUAUUCAAGCUGUCAGCCUUAAAAUCCAAACCCUCAAAUCAAACAACAGCAUGGCACAGGCCAUGAAAGGAGUCACCAAAGCUAUGGCCACCAUGAACAGACAGCUGAAGUUGCCACAGAUUCAAAAGAUCAUGAUGGAGUUUGAGCGCCAAAGUGAAAUAAUGGACAUGAAGGAGGAGAUGAUGAAUGAUGCAAUUGAUGAUGCAAUGGGGGAUGAAGAUGAUGAAGAGGAGAGUGAUGCUGUGGUUUCUCAAGUUCUGGAUGAGCUGGGUCUGACACUGUCUGAUGAACUUUCAAACCUGCCUUCUACUGGAGGAAGUCUCUCAGUUGCAGCUGGGAAGAAAGCUGAACCACAGCCUACGCUGGCAGAUGCUGAUGCUGACCUGGAGGAGAGGUUGAAUAAUCUCAGGAAAGACUGAAAAUGAAAAAACUUUUAGUAAAGGUUUGAAGCAGAAAUGUUUGUGGGAAGCUCACUUUACUGAAAUUUAAACUGAUGCAAAGAGGGAGGUACAUUGGAGUAUUUGGGUGCAGUGUUUUUUUUUUACUUUUUUUUUCUAAUCUUAGACACCUUUUUGCAUCCUGUAUCUUCUAACGAUACUGAAUGUGCUGUCUAAAUGUUACCCUGCCAAACAAGUUACCUAAAUGAAGAUGCAAUGCAUCAGACUGCUUUCAAGUCUUCUGUUUAGACAAAUCCUUUCUAAAAGAAAACAAGGUUCCAAAACUAACACUAAAUAUUUAAUUACUUAAACCAGUUUUAAUCACAUAUCAUCUCUUGAAGUCUAAUAAAUGUGGAUGGUGAUACUUUCCUUUUAUAUAAAUAGUGUAAAAUGUAGCCACUGGAGUUUUUCAGUCUCUCCAUAUGUGGGUACAUCAGAGUACCCUCUUUGAAAUACCUGUGCUAUUAUACUAUCAUAAACUCUGCUAAUGAUAUUUUCAUCUUGAUCUUUCAGUGGUACAUGCCCUUGUAUAAUAAAUGUGGUGGUUUAUAUUUGUUUCUCAAAGUGAUUGAAUCUCUGGUCCCGAAACACUGGUCUGUUUAUUAAUUUGUUGAUCUUCAUAGAAGCUUAAAGGGUUACUUCACCCGAAAUUAAAAAAUGUCUGAUCAUUUACUCACCCUCAUGCCAUCCCAGAUGUGUAUAACUUACUUUCUUCUGCAGAAAACAAAUAAAGAUUUUAGAAGAAUAUUUCAGUUCUGUAGGUUCAUACAAUGCAAGUGAAUGAUGACCAGAACUUUGCAGGUCGAAAAAGCAUAUAAAAGCAGCAUAAAAGUAAUCCAAAUCUUUAAAAGCAAUAUGAUAGGUGUGGGUGAGAAACAGAUCAAUAUUUAAUUCCUAUUUAACUAUAAAUCUCCAAUUCACAUUCUUUUGUUUUUGGCAAUUCACAUUCUUCGUGCAUAUCCCCACCUACUAGGGGAGGAGAAUUUAUGGUAAAAAAAAAAAAAAAAGGACAUCAAUAUUUAUCUGUGUCUCACCCACACCUAUCAUAUCGCUUCUUAAGAUAUGGAUUUAACCACUGGAGUCAUAUGGAUUACUUUUAUACUGCCUCUAUGUGCUUUUUGGAGCUUUUGCAUUGUAUGCACCUACAGAGCUGAAAUAUUGUUCGAAAAAUCUUCAUUUGUGUUCUGCAGAAGAAAAAGUCAUACGCAUCUGGGAAUGGCAUGAGGGUGAGUAAAUGAUGAGAGGAUUUUCAUUUGUGGGCAAACUAUACCUUUAAGUUUGUUUGAGACCAAAUCUCACAAUAACUUUUGUCAUUUAAUAAAAAAGCUAGUUUUAACAAAAUAAUCUAAUUAUUGAACGUUGAGAAAUAUUAAAUGUAUUUAUCUCAUGAUCAAUCAAAAAGAGAUGGUAUAUUUUGAAAAAAAUAUUCCUUAUUUUGCAUUUUUUGGUUCAAUAAAAUUUUUUUACAUUUA